Molecule: messenger RNA, 3482 nt
Organism: Aspergillus calidoustus
Lineage: Eukaryota; Fungi; Ascomycota; Eurotiomycetes; Eurotiales; Aspergillaceae
Source: the annotation of a GenBank genome assembly
AGCGCCUCGAGAUCGAAGAGCAUUCACUACCAGACAGGAUGGGUGCCACACCCCGAAUUGGAGGCGAGACCACGGAUAUGGACGUCGAUAGCGCCAACGACCUGGAUGAAGUCUGGACUCAGGUUAACGUGAGGGCUUCUGCCAGCGGUGCGUCCGAUAGCGGCGACGACGCGUCUAGUCUUGUGGUUAUAUCUCGCAGUUCGUUGCCGGAUCCCAAUACCAUGCGACCGUUAAUAAGUAACAUUGUCCCCAGGUGGCAGUCCGUCCAUCGAGUUCCUCGACGUCCAACCAGCGGCGGUACCACAUAGAAUUGUGUGGCCCCCAUCGCUACCAUGGUUUCAGCUAAGGGACAUCUUGGAGGACACCGUGCGCACAAAACUUGCAAACGCUCAUUUGAGCCGGGUAAUCAAUGCCCUGACACCGACACCACUGCCUCCCACGAAGGCGGGUAGUACGCUAACAGUCGGAUCGACGAGUGUCAGCCUAAUGGCUCGCUCAGGGGCCGUCGAAGCAGCAACGAAAGCGAUUAGUAAGACAAUGCCAGAACUCUUCCCAGGCGAACACCAAGCCCGAAUGGAACUAGUAGCCAGCGGCGGCAACGGUCUGGAAGCGAAACUCGAGGCCUUCCAGGUCCUCUGCUACCAGCUCUCUAACAAACUCAUUGAGGAUCCCAGCUACUACGACGACGAGGACUAUGAUGAAAACUCCGACAAGUACGCGCAGACUGUCAGGAUGUUCCGCGACCUCGAUCUGCCACCAGACCUGUGGACCGAAAUUUUUAUUGAGCAGAAAACGCGCACGGGUGCUGCGGCCGCGGAGGCCCUUUUUGAAGCCGCGAUUAAUGAAGGCGAUCUCGAGAUUAUUAUGACGCUCCUAAAGUCUGGUGUCGUUGAUCCGGACGUGCCUGUCUGGACGUGUGACGGAAUGCAAUAUCCGAUUCAAUGGGCGGCGUCGAGGAUAGAGCGUCGAGGACACUCUAACGUGAUCAAACUGCUUGUUGAACUCGGUGCAGACGUGAACAAGUGGACGCAAGAGUACGGCAACUCCGCUUUGCUCGAUGCUGCGCGGAGCGGGUCGUUUGAAAUAGUCCGGCUUUUGGUCGAACACGGGGCGGAUUUCAGGGACCUACUUGACAACAAAACGGACUAUAUCGGUAUGGACACCCCCUUGAUAGCUGUGAUUUACAACAAGGUGCCUCCCGUGAAUGAUAGUGGAUGCUCUGGACCACGUGGGGGCAAUAAUACAGAGGGCCAGGAGCUGGAGUCUGUUGGGAUCUUUAGGUACUUGCUGUCGUUGCACGGCGAUACCAAGAAGGACCGGGAUAUCAUCCAAGAGGCUCUAAUUGCUGCAGCUGCGUUAGGGAGAACUGACCUGAUUCCCCUGGCACUCGACGCCGGCGCAGAGCUUCAGACACCUGGACGUAACGGGUUCACGGCCCUUCAGGCUGCGAGUGGCUCCUACGGUGAUAAGUCAGCUGUGAUCAGGCAGCUCUUAACACUAGGUGCCAGACCAAAGAAGACGGGUAUAUUGUCGGAGUUGCACCUUGCAGCUUUCAAAUCAUCUCCAAACACAAUCCGUGCACUAAUCGAGCACGGGAUGGACGUGAACAUGUGGAUUCCAGGGCUGAAAGAGCGCCAACUCAACUUCCUCGGCCGUUAUUUGCUGUCCGAGCAAAAAAAGGAAUUUUUCAAGAUCGCCCAUCUGCUACACACUCCAUUGGAUUUUGCACUUGCAGCAGCGACCUGUGUCCUGGAAAAGGAUCGCGAAUUGAACGCAGUGGUUCUCUUACGCGCUGGAGCGAGAUUAACCGGCGGCGAGCUGGUCCGGGCGAUUAAGUUCAACAAUGAUGAGCUACUAAAUUGUAUUCUGGAGCAGGAGACUGAUAUUAACCAGGCUUGGUGCGGACUCACUGCAUUGCAGGCCUGCCUGGACAGCGGUGCUCUGGAGAUGGCAGAGAAGCUGGUCCGUCGGGGCGCACGGCUGAACGGUGGAGAGGUUAGCGCUGCCUUUGAAAAAGGGACACCAAAGUUUAUCUCGACAUUGCUCUCAUACGGAGGUGGCCUUAACGGCAAGGAUGAAUUGGCUCCGAGUCCACUCGAACGCGCGUGUUCGAAACAGAACUGGCCUGUUAUUGAGUGGGCCUUGCAGAAAGGGCUCGUGGACUAUUCACCAGGAGCACUCUGUGCUGCUGUUUGUUUAAGUCGACACAAGAGUGAGAGACGACUCGAGCAGAUAAAGCUUCUGCUUCAUCACCGGAAGCGAGUCCUACACCACUACAAUCCCAUCUGGUCACUUCUUGAGGGCACCGCUGCGGGUUAUGCAGCAUUGUGUGGUGAGGAGGAUAUACUCGACGUACUACUUCUGUUAGGAGAUCUGGAAAAAUGCAUUAUCCCAAUGUAUCCAACGAGUCUUGUCGUACUGCUCUCAUGGGAAUACGACUGGGUAACCGAACAAUACUCGAAGCUUGACUGGACAAAGCCAGGUCAACCAACUGUCUCGAUUCUCGUACCUGCCAUUCUCAGCAGAUGCUGGGACAAUGUCGAGCGUCUGCUCAACAAAGGGUGCAAAGCAGACGGGUUCUCUCUUCUCGCGACGAUCCGCUUUUUCGACAACGACCAGGUCAUCCAGCUUUUGUCCUCCGGCGCUCGAGCCGACACGCGCCUGAAAGACUUUGACUCUCCAUUGCAGCUCGCCGCGCGCCUUGGCCGCCUCGACGUCGUCCGAACGCUCCUCCACCACGGAGCAAACGUGAAUGACCCCCCCGCGCAAACAAAAACACACUGGUCUCUCCCCCGAGCUGCACUGCAAGCUGCCACCGAGACCGGUAACCAGGAACUGAUCGACCUCCUUCUUGAAGCUGGGGCUGACGUGAACGGCCCUCCAGCACCGGAUGGCGGCGCGACGGCUCUUCAGCUUGCCGCGAUAAAGGGCUAUCUACCCAUCGCACAACGUCUUCUGGACGCCGGUGCGCAAAUCGAUGCCACGCGGGCCCGGGUGGCCGGCCGGACGGCCCUCGAAGGUGCUGCGGAGCAUGGGCGACUGGACAUGGUACAAUUUCUGCUCGAGAAUGGAGCAUUGACGUUUGAUGACGGCGCAUGCCAGUAUCACCGGGCAAUGGGGUUCGCGCGGAAGAACGGACAUCGUGCUGUUCUGCAACUGCUGGAGCACUGGGAUGAAGGGGACAUGGAUUCUUUCUGGUGCAAUUGGGACGGCCUGCUGGAUGACGAUUUCCAAGAAGAGGAUGCAGAUGGGUACGACUCCGAGUAACAACUAGCUGUUUAUUGUUCGAGUUGAAACCCGUACAGCGCCAAAUGCGCCGUGAAUUUCCAAGCGAGAAUUGGCUGCAAUGCAGAUUGGUUAUAUUAGGUUAUUGGAAAUGCGCAAUGGAAGAUGAUGGAUCCCAACAAAGCCAUGCUAUCUUCGUCUCGUGGAGCUUCGCAGGCCCUUGGCAACCAAGCCGGUCCGGGAGUGUCAAACUUUAG